AUGGCACAAAAUCAAUUUGAUUCAGAUAUUGGAAAGCUAAACAAUGUUAUUGAAAGAUUAGAAAGCAGUUUGAAACAUAGCUUUAUGCAUUCAACACCUAAGAGUGAUAAGAUUAAGUCAACUAUUACGCAAAGUGAAAAAGAUUCAGGAGUAGCAAGUGGUGUUGAUAUGAGUAGUGAGGAGAAUGUUUUAACAAGAGAUACGGUAGUGUUUAGGACUGAAAAACCGAAAGUACGUUUUGUUGACAGUUUACCGGGUAAAAGUGAUAGUUUUUCCGAAAAGGAUACUUUGCCUCUGAGUGUAAGUAAACAAAUUGUAAAAAGUGACAAUAGUUGUGCCGAAAAGCGUGAACAUAAUGUAAAUACUCAAAAUGAGAUAACAGAUAUUGACAAACAGUGUCGAAAUAGUGAACCCCAUAAUCAAGGUGUUAAGUGCAAACCGGCAACCUACGACGGGAUAAGUUCAUGGAUAGACUACAAGUCUCAUUUUGAUAUGGUUGCAUUAGUUAAUAAUUGGACCGAAAACCAGAAGGGUCUUUAUCUAGCAGUUUCACUUCGAGGCCAAGCGCAAGCAGUAUUAGGCGAUCUACCAACAGAUGUGCGAAGUAAUUUUGUGACACUUGUUAAUGCACUUGAGGAACGUUUUGCCCCAACUAGUCAGACAGAGCUGUACAGAGUUCAAUUUCGUGAACGGAAACAAAAGGCAUCGGAAACUUUGCCUGAAAUGGGACAAGCAGUAAGGAGACUAUCUAACCUUGCAUACCCAACAGCUCCUCGUGAAGUGCGCGACACAUUAGCAAAAGAUCAAUUUAUUGAUGGAUUGUUUGAUUCAGAAAUGCGAUUAAAAAUUAAGCAAUCACGACCCAUUAAUUUAGAUGAAUCUAUUCGCUUAGCAGUAGAAUUAGAAGCCUUUAACCAGGCUGAAAGUAGCAAUAGGGUGAAUCGUGGUCAUUUGCGGUCUACAAAUCAAAGUGAAAACAUUGAUUCUACUGAUAUUAAUUCUCGAGCACACACGGGUGCUAUGGAAAAAAUAGAGAUGUCAAUGAAAACAAUGGAGGGAAUGAUAAAAACUUUGCAAAGUGAAUUAGAAAAAAUGAAAAGUUCAGGUAACAGUUUUGACAAUAAGAGAUGGGCAGCAAACAAUAAACGAAAUAAAGAGUGUUUCAAUUGUGGUAAACUAGGACACUUUCAAGCGGAAUGUCGACGUCCGUGGAGAAGGGAUACAACAAGAAGAUUGCAUACAAACAUAGGUCAAAAUCAUAAUGCUAAAUCUAGGGUCUCAAUCAUUGAAGACGCCGGUAUGUAUGUUGAUACAAUUUUAAACAAACGAUCUUGUAGAUUUCUUGUUGAUAGAGGGGCAACGUUGUCUAUUGUAUCAUUCAAACUUUAUGAAAGUUUGCCAAAGCAUUGUAAGGUUGAACUUUAUGAAACAUCCCAAAACAUAACAUCAGCCAAUGGUGGACUUUUGACAUUGCACGGUAAAGGAUAUUUUAGUAUUCAGAUUGGAAAGGAGACAUUUAAGUUUGAAGCACUUGUAGCGGAUAUCAAAGCCGAAGGAAUACUUGGACUAGAUUUCCUUAAGGCAAACAAAUGCGUAUUGGACGUUGUGUCUGAAAGGUUUUUUCUAGGUGAAUCUGAGAUACAAUUAAUAUUUGAGGGACCCUUAGGUUGCUAUCGGGUUGUGUCAUCAGAAACAGUUAGUAUUCCCCCAUCCUCAGAAGUUGUGGUAAACGGAAAGCAAUCAUUUGAACUUCGCUCGGAUCUGAAGGCUUUAUAUGAGAAGGCUUGUGAAAAUUUAGACAAACAACAAAGUGAUCAGUUAAAAGUACUUAUCAGGAAAUAUGAAGGUUUAUUUGCUGAAUCUGAUAAGGAGUUAGGCCACACUAAUCUUGUAAAACAUAGAAUCAAUACUGGGAAUGCACAACCAGUUAAAGAACCUCCUAGGCGUGCUCCAGUGCAUUUACGACAGGAAGUGGAUAAGAACAUUGAUGAUAUGCUAAAAAAAGGAGUUAUUGAACCAUCUAAUAGUCCUUGGGCAUCAGGUGUUGUUUUAGUAAAGAAAAAGGACGGAUCUUAUCGCUUCUGUGUUGAUUAUCGGAGAUUGAAUAAAGUAACGGUAAAAGAUGCAUAUCCUCUACCUCGUAUUGAUGAUUCCCUGGAACAACUUGCCGGCAGUGCCUGGUUCUCAACGCUGGACUUAUGUUCAGGCUACUGGCAAGUGGAAAUGCACCCUGAUGAUAGUUACAAAACAGCUUUCGCUACAAGAAGAGGCUUGUUUCAAUUCAAAGUUAUGCCCUUUGGUCUAUGCUGUGCACCCAGUACAUUUGAAAGAUUGAUGGAAACAGUUCUUGCAGGGUUGCAAUGGGACAUUUGUUUAGUUUACUUAGACGAUGUAAUUGUAGCUGGAAAAACAUUUAGUGACAUGUUAGUUAAUCUUGAUCGAGUAUUUGAAAGGCUAAGUUCAGCUGGUCUUAAGCUUAAAGCAAAGAAAUGUUCUUUGUGUGCAAAAGAGGUAUUAUUUUUGGGACAUGUAAUAUCAGAAAAGGGGAUUGCCACAGAUCCCUCAAAAAUUGACGUUGUGAAAAACUGGCCAAUCCCAAGCAAUGUGACUGAAAUACAUACAGACGCCAGUAAUGAAUCAAUUGGUGCCGUUUUAUCACAACUUAAUGAUCAAGGAUCUGAAGUUGUGAUAGGUUAUGCUACCCGAACCUUAAGCAAGGCCGAAAGACGUUACUGUGUAACAAGAAAAGAACUCCUAGCAGUUGUAAACUUUGUAAAACAUUAUAAACACUAUCUUUACGGGAGGCGAUUCGUAGUUAGGACCGAUCAUGGCUCCUUACGCUGGCUUAUGCAAUUCAAAAAUCCAGAGGGUCAAUUAGCUCGCUGGUUAGAAGUCCUUAGUGAGUAUGAAAUACAAAUAGUACAUCGUGCAGGUGUUCAACAUAGAAAUGCCGAUGCUCUAAGUCGAAUACCUUGUAAACAGUGUGGUUAUUUUUCCAACUGGGACGAAACACACGAGAAAACGGAAGCAAGUGUCUGCGUUUUAACGGACACCUCAGACGAAUAUAAGGAUGAUCAAUCCCAUCUCGAAGAAUUACAAAACAAUGACAAAGAUCUCCUUUACAUAAAGAAUUGUUUACGAAAUCAAAGACGUCCCAUGUUUAGUGAAGUGUCGGGUAAGGGUUUUGUUGUUCGAAGCAUGUGGUCUCAGUGGGAGAAUUUGCAACUAAAAGACGAAAUUCUAAUCCGGAAUUAUGAGAGUGAAAAAGAGAAAAAUCGACGACAAGUAGUUCUACCGUUUACAGAACGAAGAAAUGUUCUUCAGCGAUGUCAUGAUGAUAAAACAUCAGGACACUUGGAUGUAAGAUUGUAUAUCAGGGGUUGUGAUUUUUGUUCUAGAAAGAAACGACCAAUUCCAACAAAAAGGGCACCAAUGGGAAUAGUUCAAAGCAGUUUCCCAAUGGAGAGAAUAGCGACAGACAUACUUGGAGAAUUACCAGAAACAAAGAAUGGAAACAAGUAUAUCCUCGUUGUGUCAGACUAUUUCUCAAAAUGGACAGAGAGUUUUCCGAUGCCAAAUAUGGAGGCUGAAACGGUAGUAAAACUGAUAGUUGAAGAAGUAAUAACAAGGUUUGGAAUGCCAGCAUACAUUCAUUCCGAUCUGGGACGACAUUAUGAAAGCAACUUGUUUCAGGAAAUGUGCAGAGUUUUAAACAUAAAGAAAACAAGAACAACGCCAUAUCACCCCCAAUCCGACGGGAUGGUGGAGAAAUUCAAUGGAACACUUGCGAAAAUGUUAAGUGCAUAUGUGAACGACAAUCAUGAUGACUGGGACGAAUAUCUACCUUAUGUCAUGAUGGCAUAUCGCAGUGCAGAACAUGAGACAACAGGUUAUACGCCGAACUACUUGAUGUUUGGUAGAGAAGUUUCAACUCCACUUGACAUUAUGUACGAGAUGCCACAGGCACAAAAAGAAGUACCAACCAAUAAGUGGGCUUGGAAAAUGAAAGAGAGGAUGGAAAGUGCACAUUCAAUAGUACGAAGGAAUACAGAGACAGCAAUGCGUAGACAAAAGAGAUAUCACGACUUAAAGCUAUCAUGGCAAAAGUUUGAAAAGAAUGACGAAGUGUACGUUUAUUUUCCUGUGAGAAAAAGUGGACGAUCACCGAAGUUUACUUCAUUUUGGAGAGGUCCAUUUAAGAUAAUAGAUCGGUGUACAGAAGUUACAUACAAAGUCAACUGUGCUUAUAGAGGCAAGGAGCAGGUAAUUCAUGUUGAUAGAAUCCGCAAGAAGAAUAUGCAAAGGCUCCGAGACGAGGCAACAGAAAGUGAGAACGGUCGGGAACGAGAACCAGUUAACGAUGUAUGUAGUACGGAAGGUUGGGGAAAUAUGCAAAAUGAAGAAGAGAUUGUGACAAGUGACUUAGGAACAAAGUGUUUGGAAGAAAGUAGUCAUGAGCCUGAAAAGAGAAGGCGUUGUAAACCUGUAUGGAUGAAAGAUUACUGUGUUGAUUAG
Messenger RNA from Mytilus trossulus (common blue mussel), 4515 nucleotides. RefSeq lists its product as uncharacterized. Gene Ontology annotation, biological process: DNA integration. The transcript has 4 exons. Bases 1 to 4515 code for a protein of 1504 amino acids. The record is from RefSeq and is a predicted model, not a curated record. Gene Ontology annotation, molecular function: zinc ion binding; nucleic acid binding. NCBI's taxonomy places the organism in Eukaryota, Metazoa, Mollusca, Bivalvia, Mytilida, Mytilidae.